CACCAACUGAUUUACAUUAUCUUAGUGGUAUAGAUUAUCCAAAUAGAUCCUAUUCAAGUACACACAUUAUUUUAGUAAUCUCUUAGUAAACAUGAUAGGGUUGGAUAUGAAGACUAGAACGUGAACCAGACUAGAGUUAGACACAGUUUGUAGUUGUCCUGCCCCCAUGUCGGUCUGUCUCUCGCUCUCUCUCGCUCGCUCUCUCUGUCUCUGUCUGUCUGUCUGUCUGUCUGUCUGUCUGUCUGUUUGUCACCAUGGGUUCUAGCUUUCUGUGUAGUUGUAUGUAGGUUCAGCCAGUAUUGACUCUGAGCUACAUUAGGGUACUGUGGCCUGGGGAUUAGAAGUGAAUGCCAGAGAGGUAGAGGGGACAGGAAGGACAGUGGGCCAGCGGGCGCAGAGCAGAGCGCCAGGGCCUUACAGAUAAAUAUAAUACAGUCCAGGAAUAAUCAACAGCAAAUGGUCUAGUAGCUAUCAGCACUCAGAGGCUCUCUGCAACCUUCAUACAACAUUUAUGCAAUCUUCAUACAACAUCCCUUAGUUCCAGCUGUUGCAUGGUGAUAAGGAAGGCAUGACACGUUGGUUUUGUCAUACUGUAUCAGUUCAUGUUGUUGUGAUGGAUAGUAGAGACUGUUUAAUGCCUGUGAUGAUACAGUAUGUCUGGCUGCCCUUAUCCGCUUCAUCUGACACUUCCAGACAUUGUUGUUAUUUUGGUUUGCAUUGGCCUGGGUGUUGAGUGUUGUUCAGGAGCUUUUUAUAGCUCAGAGUAUAGUUGGUCGUCCCAGUUACUCUUUGGAGAUCUGAGCUGAAUAUGAAGAAUAGGUCUAUAAUCUGCUCUAUUUAACAAAAAUAUUAGAUUUAAGGAGUUAACAAUGAAUUUGCAUGUUUUUACUACUUUUUAAUUGAUAGCAAUGGACCAUAACAGUAGUGUGUGUCCCACGUGUUGUAGUCUGUGUGUGACUGUCUGUGACAGACUUCCUUGCUGUAGUCUGCUAAUGCUGCUAGGUUUUGCUGGUGACAGUCAGUACCAUGGUGUCUGUCAGUUUAGCCUGUUUCACAGCCUGCCAACCCAUUCUGUCUGGAUUAAGGCCAUCUGGGACACCAUUGUCUGCUGGAGCAUCUUCACUACCUCAGAUAUGCAGGACUUAUGUAUGCAGCUGUUGAACAAAUGGAUUGGAAACACGCCUGCUCACAUAAACUGAGAUGUUCCAUUCCAUUUUCACAACUCAGUCACUUCUUAGUGUGUGUGAUUCUGGUGAAGUUAUCGUCGUGACUGUUGGACAUUUUAUUGGAGAUUUUCUUAGGAGCUUUACAGUGAUAAGUCUUUGGAUGGGAGUUUGGUGGACAUCUGGAUCAGCUGAGGGAAGGAGUAAAUCCCAUGGCAGGAAGUGCUGAUGUGUGUAACAGUACUGAUCUUCCAGAGGUGGAGAUCAUCAGUCUACUGCAGGAGCAGCUACCUCACUACAAGCUGAGAGCAGACACCAUCUACGGGUAUGACCACGACGACUGGCUCCACACCCCUCUCCUCUCCCCCGAUACCAACCUGGACCUCACCGUCGAGCAGAUUGAGGAGACUCUGAAGUAUUUCCUUCUAUGUGCUGAAAGAGUGGGCCAGAUGACUAAGACGUACAAUGACAUAGAUGCUGUUACACGUCUGCUUGAAGAGAAAGAACGGGAUUUGGAGCUCGCCGCCCGCAUCGGCCAGUCACUGCUGAAGAAGAACAAAACCCUCAGUGAGAGAAAUGGAUUCCUGGAGGAGCAAGUGGAGCACAUUCGAGAGGAGGUUUCUCAGCUGCGCCAUGAUCUGUCAAUGAAAGAUGAGCUUCUCCAGUUCUACACUAGUGCAGCAGAGGAGAGUGAAGGAGAUUCGUCCACCUCUACCCCCAUCCGCCACAAUGACUCCACACUGUUGGUGCCAAGUUACUUCCCCCUGGACUCACUGCAGAAGAAACUCAAAGACCUGGAGGCAGAGAACAUCUCUCUUAGAUCAGAGGCCAGUCACCUGGAGACUGAGACAGAGGAGUACGAGGAGAAGGAACAGCAGCUGGUCAACGACGUCGUCAAAGAGCUGAGAGAUGCCAACCACCAGAUGUCCACCCUGGCGGAGGAGCUGGCGAGGAAGACGGAUGACGCAUCUCGCCAGCAGGAGGAGAUCACACACCUCCUGUCCCAGAUCGUAGACCUGCAGAAGAAGUCCAAGUCUUAUGCAGUGGAAAAUGAGGAGCUCACCCAGCAUCUAGGGGCUGCCAAAGAUGCCCAGCGCCAGCUCACUGCUGAGCUGAGGGAGUUGGAGGAUAAAUAUGCAGAGUGUAUGGAGAUGCUCCAUGAGGCCCAGGAAGAGCUGAAGAACCUCCGGAAUAAAUCACUGCCUCUCAGUACACCCCGACGCUUCCACUCCCUGGGCCUGUUCCCUAUGGACUCUCUAGCUGCUGAGAUUGAGGGCACCAUGAGGAAGGAGCUGGCUAUGGAUGACCCGGAAGUGGAAGAGCAGAAGUUGCACCCCAAGCGUGUGUUUGAGACCGUGAAAAACGUUAACCUGAUGCGUCAGCGCUCCUCUCUGGCCCCGUCUCCCAUGAACAUCCCCGGCUCCAACCGGUCGUCCUGUCUGAACUCGGGCCGCUCCAGCUGCCUGUCCACGCCCCGCUCCAGCCUGUACGGAGGAGAUAUGGGGAGCAUCCUCAUAGACAACCGCACCAACAGCUUCAUACUGGAGACGCCUGACCACAGUGUGGAUGACUCCAACAAGAAACCAGGGACCCCUGGAACGCCGGGCUCUCAGGAUCUGGAAGCAGCCCUCCGACGUCUCUCCCUGCGGCGGGACAACUGCCUGAGCGAGCGCCGCUUCUUCGAGGAGGAGAGGGAUCGGAAGCUCCAGGGGCUGGUGGAGAAGGGAGAGGUGUACAGCGGCAGUAUGACCCCCACAGAGAGCAUCAUGUCCCUGGGAGGAACACACCCCUCUUCCGUCUGGUCUGGGUACUCCUUCAGCUCCCGCUCCUACCUGCCGGAGAAGCUGCAGAUCGUCAAGCCACUGGAAGGCUCAGCCACCCUGCACCAGUGGCAGCAGCUGGCCCAGCCCAACCUGGGUGGGAUCCUGGACACGCGGCCUGGUGUGGUCACCAAGGGCUUCCGUCCUCUGGAACUAGACCUGGAGCACAUCUACCAGUUCACUGACUUUGAGGAGGAGGACUUUGAGGUAGUGGAGGAGUCAGACGACCUGUCUGUCCACAGCCUCUCUACCUCAGGCUGUAGUGGCAUCGCCAUCCUCAGCCGGCAGGGCCUCCGUACCCGCUCCUCCUCCUGCUCCUCCACCUGCAGCGGCAGAGCCAUCAACAACAGCCUUCCAGAGGGUGGGGUUGGAGGUGAUGGAGAAGCCAGGGAAGAGGGCGAGACAUUGGGCCCAGGCAGCACACCACUGUUGUCGCCCGCACCUCCAGACAGCGAGAACCAGGAGAACCAGGAUCAGGCUGCAGCCGCUGAUGGGUUGUCCGCCCACUACCCUGGUAAAUGUAUGUCCAACACCAGCUCCACCUAUACCUUCACCACCUGUCGGAUCAUGCACCCAUCAGACGAGCUGACCAGAGUCACCCCCAGCCUUAUGUCGGGCCCUUCUGCCUCCUGCGUCGUGACCAGCAGCAGCAGCGUCAGAUCCACCCCCUGCUCCACCCCCUGCACCCCGCGCCGCCUCAGCCUGGCGGCCGAGUCCUUCACCAACCUGAGAGACUCCACCAAGACCAUGAGCACUAGUGGAGGUCUUGUGCGGCUCCUCCAGGAGCGAGGCAUCUCUGCAGCAGUCUACAACCCUCAGAGCUGGGACCGGGCAGACUGUAGCACCUCCAUCCCCACUGGGGGGGCACCGUUGCUCCUACCGCCUCGGCCCCCCGACACUCUACCCUCCACGCCGCCCAACUCCCCAACCCACCACUCCCUCCGCUCCAAACCCAGCGGCCCCUUCGACCUCAGCCCCAGUGCCCUGCCCUAUGACAACUUCCUGGCGUCGAAGCCGGCCAGCUCCAUCCUGAAGGAGGUGAGGGCGGAGGCCCAGAGCAGUGAGUCAGCGGACAGCGAGUGUCAGAUUGACGUCAGCGUCCACAACCUGAAGCUGGUGGACAAGCUGAAGCGCUUCAGCGUGGCUGGGGCCAGCCCCUCUUUAUCAGGGGCCACGGGGCCCACCAUGCUGGGGCCCCUCAGCGGCCUCCACUGCCCUUCCCACUUCGGCCCCUCUGUGGUGGCCAGUCCAAUAGGGGGCCUCGGCCCCGCUCUGAACGCAGGCAUCCGCCGCAACCGCAGCUACCCAGCCAUGGUAGGGGCCGGCAUGGCAAUGAAGGGCCCGGGGCCCCACAGCCCCACAGACAUGCUCCUUGCUUCUUCCUCCAAGCUCCCCAGACAGACUAGUCUCAAUGAUGAGUGAAUGAAGGUUUCCUUGAGUUGAAUGUAUAUAUAGCUGCUGUAUGAGGCCCCCGUUUCCGUGACAAAUCAACUCUGUGCCUGAAAGAGAUGCCCUUUCUUUGUACAGUGCAUUUUGUAUCAAUGAUAAUUAUUUUGUCUUCCGUUAUCUCUCUCUUUUUCUUUCUCUCUCUCUUCUGCUUCUCUUUCUCUCUCUUUGUCUCUCUCCUUACAACUCUCAGUAAAUAGUACCAUGAUGUAUUAUUCUUUCUGUUUCUGAUUGGCCAGGCAGAUCGGUAGGCUGAAGAACAUGUACUGUAGCACCUGUUAUCUGUUUAGAAAAAGGAGCGGUUCCAAGCCCAGGUAAACUCAUUUAAAAAAUCUAUUUUUUUUAUUCCCAGGUCUAAAUGUAUACAUGUAGACAAAAAAACAUUAUCUUCCUGUUAAUUAGCCAAUGAGUGGCAAACAGUACCAACGAACGCACCUUAAGUGGUAUUUAAGGGUUUUCAGUGGCAUCCAUGAAAUGUUGGAGGUACGGUAUGCAAACUACUAGCUAGCACAAUACUGGGCAACAACACAUCAUGUUAUUCACCUCAACGUUUUAUCCAAAUAAAGACUGGGAAGGAGCCACACUUGAAGCUAAGAGGAAUGCAUGGAUGUUUGCCGUGAAUGAAUAGGCUAUGGUUUGAACUUGAAAACAAAAUCACUUUAUUGUAACAGACCAACAUUAUUUCUAGACAUUUGUGUGCAGUGUGAGUAUGUGAACUUGUGUGUAUAAAGUUGUUGAAAGAUUGACCUAUAGGCCUAGAUAGUCUAAGAAAGACUUGAGUCAUUUGGUUAAAGUGAUAAUCAGAUAUACAGGACAUUUCAACCAGAGCCCACUAACUGCUGUCUCCCAAUACAAAACCAGUGUACGAGAGUUCUCUGGGAGGGACGCCAUUGACUUGUAUGAGAGAAAAAUUAUACAAGUUUCAAUUGUUUUUCUCUGUGAUAAAAAGCUUUGGUGACUGAACUGUUAGCUUUAAACUAAAGCCACUGUACUGUAAAUGAAGUUGUGAAACGCAGAGACGGAGGGAUACGUCCUAGUGCCUCAUCCUUUACAUAGUUUCAUUGUUGUUUGACUGACUGACCUGUCUGUCCAUUGUGUGGUCUGCCUUCCUCUAAUAGAUUCCACCCUGCUAUGAGCAGUUUAACUACAAAUGUGUUUUGAGGAUAUCCUCCUCGUAGGGAUUUUAACUUGAACUGCAGAGAAGAUGAGAUAUCGUUAGAUCUUGGAUAUCUGUAUUUUGAGAGAGCUGCAGUGUAUGUGUUGAAAUGAAGAAGACACACCUGUUAUUUAUCAUUUACUUCUGACAAAAGUAGAGAUUUGUCCGCGCUGACAUUGUGUGUAACCUGAAUAUCCUUUGAAUGUAUUGAUUAACAGCAGAAAAUAUUAUGUCCAUAUGUCUAUGUUGAUUUAAAUGAUGGGUUUUACUGCAUUUCAACCACAAAGGGAACUAUUAUUAUAGUACGUGUACAUUGUAAAUGGUAUGUAUGCAAUGAAUUUAGCCAUGUUAACUAUUUUUUAAUAAACUAGAAUAUAUAUAUAUAUAAGGGACAAAAAUGUUGUUCAGGCAAUGAAGUGGUCAGAACACUGGUCUAAAAACAAGCUGGGUUUUUGUGUUCCGGAUUUUCAAGAGCACCUAUUUGCAGAAAAGGCGUAUCAAUAAAACAAUUGAUAUGA
Coregonus clupeaformis (lake whitefish) is the source of this 6103-nucleotide messenger RNA. RefSeq names its product trafficking kinesin-binding protein 1-like. Gene Ontology annotation, molecular function: GABA receptor binding. NCBI's taxonomy places the organism in Eukaryota, Metazoa, Chordata, Actinopteri, Salmoniformes, Salmonidae. The transcript is spliced from 16 exons. The coding region runs from base 1376 to 4405 and encodes 1009 amino acids. Gene Ontology annotation, biological process: endosome to lysosome transport; anterograde axonal transport of mitochondrion; neurogenesis. Gene Ontology annotation, cellular component: dendrite. The record is from RefSeq and is a predicted model, not a curated record.